AUGGUAGAGGAGAAGGUGGAGGAGGAAAUGGUAAGGGAGAAGGUCGAAGAGGUAAUGGUAGAGGAGAAGGUGGAAGAGGUAGAAGUGGAAGAGAAGAACGUGGAAGAGGAAGUGGUAGAGGAGGAAAUGGUAAGGGAGAAGGUGGAAGAGGAAAUGGUAAGGGAGAAGGUGGAAGAGGAAAUGGUAGAGGAGAAGGUGGAUGUGGAAAUGAGCGCCUCGGAGAUCGUUUUGUCUCCAGAUAAUAAUGUCGGAGAAAAACGCACCUGGAAUGGAAACAGACUUUGUAGACUAGGCCGUAGAGACAGACCAGUGGCCAAAAAAAUCCAUCCGAGACUCCACAGUACGGACGGAUCCCGCAACCUCCCGAAUCCCGAGAGAUCUUCUGCCGGUUCUGAUAUCGGCGCACAGGAGGACAAGUCACUUGCCAACUCUGGGUUCAGUGAAACACCUAAGCCAUCUAUUAAGACAAAUAGACUUGAGCCUCUGAAUACGUGCUCAGAGUGCGGGAAAGGCUUCAGCCGAAAGAGAGACCUUAUCGCACAUCGGAGAAGUCACACGUGUUCAGAGUGCGGGAAAAGUUUUACUCAGAAGGCAUACCUUCUAAAACACCAGCGAUGUCAUACGAGUGAACAGUGUGGGAAAAGUUUCACGCAGAAAAGGCCGCUUCUGAUACACCAGAAAAUUCACAAAGGCGAGCUUCCGUUUUUAUGUUCAGAGUGCGGAAAGUGUUUCACCUCGAAAGGAAGCCUUCUGACACAUCAGAGGUGUCACACAGGCGAGCGCCCUUUUUCAUGUUCAGAGUGCGUGAAGAGUUUCAUUCAGAAAGUAGACCUUAUUGCACACCAGAGAAGUCACACAGGUGAGCGUCCUUUUGCCUGCGGAGAGUGCGGGAAAAGUUUAACUCAGAAAAGACUUCUUUUUAUGCACCAGAGAAGUCACACGGGGGAGCGUCCUUUUUCAUGUCCAGAGUGCGGGAAAAGUUUCUCUCAGAGGGGCGGAAAUCUGACGAUCACGAAGCGCCUUGGUGUCGCGCCUCUUAUGGAUGAGGGGGGGUUGUGGAUCGCGACUGCGGAGGCUUCUCAGUCAGUGGAACCCUGGUUUCACUCUCGACUUAACGGAGACUUAAAGGAGAACUACGGGUCAAUUUCCCUUAUCACUGAUAUGGAGGUCAUCAUCAUCAUCAUCAUCCGCGGCUUACAGACUACGUCGGUGUCAUGUGAUGACAGUGUCCCCUUUGGUGGUCUGUGCGGAAGGAACGUCUUUGCAAUGGAGGGGGAGAUGAUGGUGAAGAGUGAGCAGGAGGAAUCUUCUCUACAUACGGACACAAAUGUACAGAAGUGGAAUAUAAAGACAUCGGAGGGACGUCUUAUUAUAUCUCCAGACGGUGAAGCAGAAGACGGCGACAUUGCGCAACAUUCUCCCAAAGUCAAUUCUUCCCCUUCAGAGAGAUCGAUGGAUCCGUCCAAUCCUGAGGAACCUUCUGAUCAAUCGCGUCACAUGACCUCAGAUGUCCAUCAAGGUCCUCACAGUGCGGAGAGAUCAAGAGGUCCUUCUAAUCCUGAGGAACCUUCUGUAAGCCCUGAAGGAGAUCACACAGGAGAGCGGCCGCAUUCAUGUGCAGAGUGCGGGAAAUCUUUCAAGGAGAGAAGAUCGCUUCUCCUGCACCAGAGAAUCCACACGGACGAACGUCCCCAUUCAUGUUCAGAGUGUGGAAAAGGUUUCAGACAGAAAGGACACCUUCUUCAACACCUAAGAAUUCACACCGGUGAGCGACCAUAUUCAUGUUCCGAGUGUGGGAAAAGUUUUGCAGAAAAAACAACAUUUGAUAGACACGAGAAAAGUCACACGGGCGAACGUCCCCAUUCAUGUUCAGAGUGCGGAAAAGGUUUCAUUCAGAAAGGAGAACUUCUUAAACACCAGAGAAGGCACACUGGUGAGCGACCAUAUUCGUGUUCCGAGUGCGGGAAAUGUUUUGCAGAAAAAACAACACUUCACAGACACGAGAAAAGUCACAGGGGCGAACGUCCCCAUUCAUGUUCAGAGUGCGGAAAAGGUUUCAGCCAGAAAGGACACCUUCUUCAACACCUAAGAAUUCACACCGGUGAGCGACCAUAUUCAUGUUCUGAAUGCGGGAAAUGUUUUGCAGAAAGAAAAACAUUUGAUAGACACGAGAAAAAGCACACGGGUGAACGUCCCCAUUCAUGUUCAGAGUGCGGGAAAGGUUUCAUUCACAAAGGAGAACUUCUCAAACACCACAGAAGUCACACUGGUGAGCGACCAUAUUCGUGUUCGGAAUGCGACAAAUGUUUCACUCAGAGAAGUAGCCUUGUUGCACACCAGAAAAUCCACACAGGAGAGAGUUCAUUGUCAUGUCCAGAGUGCGGGAAAUCUUUCAAGCAGAGAAGAUCACUUCUCCUGCACCAGAGAAUCCACACAGUUUUGUACCCAUUUUUAUGUUCGGAGUGUGGAAAAUGUUUCACUGACAAAAGAAAUCUUAUUGAACACCAGAGCAUUCACACAGGUGAGCGCCCCUAUUCGUGUCCAGAGUGCGGGAAAUUUUUCAAGCAGAAAACGCACCUUCUGCACCACCAGAAAAUCCACACAGGUGAGCGGCCAUAUGCAUGUUCGGAGUGCGAGAAACGCUUCUCCAAGAAAGGAAAUCUUCGAAAGCACCAGAGACUUCACACGGGUGAUCGCCCCCAUUCAUGCACAGAGUGCGGAAAAGGUUUCACUGAGAAAGGCAAACUUCUUGAACACCACCGAAUUCACACGGGGGAGCGCCCCUUUUUGUGUACAGAGUGCGGAAAAAGUUUCGCUCAGAAGGGAAAACUUCUUCAACACCACAGAAUUCACACGGGUGAGCGCCCCUAUUCGUGUUUGGAGUGUGGGAAAUGUUUUAUCAGCAGAGGAUGUCUUCGUAACCACCAAAGAAUUCACACGGGUGAGCUUCCUCAUUUAUGUUCAGAGUGCGGAAAAUCUUUCCGUCUGAAAGAUAGCUUUAUCAAACACAAGAGGAUUCACACGGGCGAGCGCCCGUAUUCAUGUUCAGAGUGUGGGAAAUGUUUCACAAAGAAAGCUACCCUUGUUAAACACCAAAGAACUCACGCCUGUGAGAAUCUCUAUUCCUGUUUAGAGUGUGGAAAAGGUUUCACUGAGAGAAACAAACUCCUUGCACACCAGAAAGAUCACAAAGCUCAGUGUCCAUUUUUAUGUCCAGAAUGUGGAAAAUCUUUCACUCACAAAUUAAAAUUGAUUGCACACCAGAGAAUUCACAGCGCUGAGCGUCCUUAUUCAUGUUCAGAGUGCGGGAAAUGUUUCUUGGAGAGAGGAAAACUCCUUCAGCACCAGAGGGUUCACACAGGGGAGCGUCCCUAUUCAUGUUCAGAGUGUAGCAAAACUUUUAUCAAAAUAGGAGAUCUUCAUCGACACCAGAAAAUCCACUCGGGCGAGCGUCCUUAUUCGUGUUCAGAGUGCGGGAAGAGUUUCUUCGAGAGAGGAAAACUUCACCAGCACCAGAAGAUUCACACGUGCGAGCGUCCCUAUUCUUGCUCAGUGUGUGGCAAAAGUUUCAUUCAGAAAGGAGAUCUUCAUCGACACCAAAAGAUUCACACGGGCGAGCGUCCUUACUCGUGUUCAGAGUGCGGGAAAGGUUUCAUUCAGAAAGGAGACCUCGUUCACCACAUGAGAACACACACCAAGGAGCGCCCUCGCUCUCUUCAAAACACCUCCAUCAUCCUCUCCACCAAUACGGAUCCGGGAAGUCAGAGAUACAACCCCGGGAACCAUUGUAACCUCCGCCAGCCUCAGAUUCUCCGAGGGGAGGAGACACCCCAAAUGUCAGCAGAGAAGCGGGACGGCCGUCACAGAAUACAGGAAAGUGUUUCACUGUCGACAGGUGAGGAUCGGGGGAAUAUGAAAGCCGAGAGUAAAGCAGAAGAAGAGUGGGAGGCGAUCGACGUGAGGUCUAAUCACCAGCCAAUGGAGGAGGCUGGGAUGAUGAUAAUGAUGACUGAAAAAGAGGAGGAGUCUUCUCCGGAUAUCACCAAAGAUGAAUCCAGUGACGAAGAGCCACCAGAGAGAUGUCCCCGUCCUCUGUAUCCCCGGGAUUCCACCCAGAACGACCACACCCUCCUCCACCAUGAUCAGGGUGAAGAAAUGGAAGACAUCACAGUUGAGGUUAUAAUAGAAGAAGAAGACGAAGAGGAGACGUUGGUGGGUGGAGCUCAGCAGUCCAUGGAGGAGGGGGAGAUGGAAAGUGAACAGGAGGCAUCUUCUCUACGUACGGACACAAACAGAGAUCCUCACAUCUUUACUGUUCAUAGACUGUCAUCGAUAUACCUCCACCACCUUCUAAUGUUCCCGACAAAUGAGGUGGAGGGUGAGGAUCGGGGGAAUAUGAAAGCCGAGAGUAAAGCAGAAGAAGAGGAGGAGGCGAUCGACGUGAGGUCUAAUCACCAGCCAAUGGAGGAGGCUGGGAUGAUGAUAAUGAUGACUGAAAAAGAGGAGGAGUCUUCUCCGGAUAUCACCAAAGGUGAGUGUGAAUGUUAUAUACACAACUGA
Nanorana parkeri is the source of this 4560-nucleotide messenger RNA. RefSeq names its product zinc finger protein 629-like. Bases 1 to 4560 code for a protein of 1519 amino acids. NCBI's taxonomy places the organism in Eukaryota, Metazoa, Chordata, Amphibia, Anura, Dicroglossidae. The transcript is spliced from 14 exons. Gene Ontology annotation, biological process: regulation of transcription by RNA polymerase II. Gene Ontology annotation, molecular function: DNA-binding transcription factor activity, RNA polymerase II-specific; RNA polymerase II cis-regulatory region sequence-specific DNA binding. The record is from RefSeq and is a predicted model, not a curated record.